UGCAAAGCACGCAUAUCGAUAGUUACUGCGCUCAGCUGCUUGUCAUAAAUAUCGACAAUGCUUUCGAUUAUUAGUCUGUUGUGCUAGUAAAAACUGCCGGAAAAUGCGUUUACUGCGUGUGGGCGAUCGACUGAGUGCAUUGCGUGUGCGCAUCGAGGAGAAAUUCACUCUGCCCGAACGCUUCAAAGGCACCGUCGUCGAGAAGUGGACAAAUUACUGGAAAGGCUUGUUGCGUGAUUACGGCGAAGUGGGCGCCGGUGUUGUGAAAGAAUCCUAUGCGAAUCCCAAGAAGGCAUUGGCCUAUGGCACCGGAGUGCUCACGCUCUACCUGGCCGCACGCAAUAAUCCCGAUGAGGCGGCGUUUAUGACGCUAUUGCGUAAACAAACAAAUCGCAUGGUCACAUUGCCUCCAGAUCAACAGAAUCCUGACUCCGCCAACUAUCUAACGAUGCUGGAGCGUGCGGUUAACCAGAAGAAAUUGCGACUGCUCUCGUUGGGCAUCUGCACACUGAUGUGGGUGGAUCUGUAUGACGAGGACGAUUGCACGUAUCCGGCAGUCUGUGAAUACACCUCGGUGGGAUUGUUGAAUUUCCAUCAGCGCAUCAUCGAUGUGGGCUGCUGGAAUGAGUUCUGGCGUCUCAAGCACAAGAUGCGCAACUACGACAUUAACUAUCUGUGA
Messenger RNA from Drosophila nasuta, 679 nucleotides. Its product is annotated as mitochondrial import inner membrane translocase subunit Tim29. Lineage: Eukaryota; Metazoa; Arthropoda; Insecta; Diptera; Drosophilidae. The transcript is spliced from 2 exons. The record is from RefSeq and is a predicted model, not a curated record. Gene Ontology annotation, biological process: protein insertion into mitochondrial inner membrane. Bases 104 to 679 code for a protein of 191 amino acids. Gene Ontology annotation, cellular component: TIM22 mitochondrial import inner membrane insertion complex.